GUGUCAAAGUUACGAGUCAAGGUGCGCGCACGCAUUUCUUCGCCCCACCGCGCACCGCACGUGUUAACCGUGUUCUAUAAAACCAUACUGCAGGACCAUUGACAUCAAUCAACAGUUGAUAAUUAAACUAGAAACAUGUUCAGCAAAAUCGUAGCUUUCGGCGCCAUGUUGGCUGCAGCCAACGCUGGUCUUUAUGGGCACGCCGUGUCCUCCCAAAGCAUCGUCCGUCACGAUGAGGGCCACUACACCGCACCUGUGGCCCACUACGCCGCACCUGUGGCCCACUACGCUGCACCUGUGGCUCACUACGCCGCCCCUGUUGCUCACUACGCCCCCGUAGAGCAAUACGCUGAACAUGGUCACGAUUAUUAUGCCCACCCUAAAUACGACUACGCCUACUCCGUGGCUGACCCCCACACCGGCGACCACAAGAGCCAGCACGAGUCCCGCGACGGAGACGCCGUCCACGGCUUCUACUCCCUGGUGCAGCCUGAUGGUUCCGUCCGCAAAGUUGAAUACACCGCUGAUGACCACAAUGGUUUCAACGCCGUCGUCCACAACACCGCCCCCGCCGUGCACCCCGCCCCCGCGCACAACUACCACUACUAAAUUAUUAUGAAUUUAAUUGUCUGUACCUGAAUGACUGAAAGCAGUAUUUAUACCUUUGUAUAUGAUGAAUGAGUGCUGUAAAUAAAGUAUGGGUGAAUUUUA
Plodia interpunctella (Indianmeal moth) is the source of this 711-nucleotide messenger RNA. RefSeq names its product cuticle protein 7-like. Gene Ontology annotation, cellular component: extracellular matrix. The record is from RefSeq and is a predicted model, not a curated record. Lineage: Eukaryota; Metazoa; Arthropoda; Insecta; Lepidoptera; Pyralidae. Bases 136 to 609 code for a protein of 157 amino acids. The transcript is spliced from 4 exons.